Acanthaster planci (crown-of-thorns starfish) is the source of this 1401-nucleotide messenger RNA. RefSeq names its product dynein regulatory complex protein 8-like. The record is from RefSeq and is a predicted model, not a curated record. Gene Ontology annotation, molecular function: calcium ion binding. Lineage: Eukaryota; Metazoa; Echinodermata; Asteroidea; Valvatida; Acanthasteridae.
CAGGGUGUCAUUGAUCGGGGACGGAGGGAGGCGCCGCGUGACGGCGUGCAUUUCUGGCGCACAACAGAAUGCUAAAGGGACUGGUGAAGUUUAGUCACUGGAAGUGUUGGCAACCCGUAAACAAUCCAUCAUGGCUGCGCCCGCAGAUGAGAAAGAGAGUGCAGAGUCACUCCUGGCUGAGACACAGAAGAAGAUAGCUGAUGCAUUUGAUAUUUUUGACCACGAAUCCAACAAAACUGUGGAUGUCAGAGAGGUAGGCACAAUCAUCAGAUCGCUCAAUUGUUGCCCAAGUGAGGGCGAGCUCCAUGACUUGCUGGCCGAGAUGGAAGAGGAGGAACCUACCGGUUACAUUCGCUUUGAUCGGUUUCUGCAGACAAUGACCGAAGUGUUGAUGGCAAGAAAGUUUAAACCAUCACCCGAAGAUCAGCUCCAAAAGGCAUUUGAGGUUCUUGAUACAGACAAGAAGGGAUAUUUAACAGUUGAAGAACUUACAAAGUACAUGACAGAGGAAGCGGAGCCGUUCACCCAGGAGGAACUUGAAGAAAUGUUAUCAGCAGCAGUAGACCCAGAUAAAGGUGUCAUUCUGUACAAGGAUUACGCCUCACUCAUGGCUGUGGAUGAGACUGCGUGAUACAUGGCAGUAAUAGGUUCAAUUGUAAAUACCUUGUAAUUAGACUGGAAUCAGAAUGUUAUGGCCGCUGUUGGAGUAGAGGGUUUGCAUGGCUGCCAUCUUACUGGCCAAUGUUUUGUUCCACAGGGCAUGCACAAAGGAAGUUCCCAGUGGAACACAAGAACUGCCCUGCAAGAUGGCUACCAUGCAAAGCCUCUAUUGACAGGUGUGCCUGUGGGAGCCAGUGGCUUUGAGGCCAGAGCCAUUUCCCCAUAGUAUGUAUGUGACAAGCAGUCACUGACUAAUGGCUGCGCCAUUUGUCAUAGGUAUAUGUGUGACUCCACCACAGCCAGUCGAGCUGGACGUGACCUUAUACAUGUAUACAUACAUGUAUAUUAAUCUGACUCCACCAAUUUUCCUGCUUGAUUCAGUUCAACCUCGUUAAUAAGAGCACUGUUCAUACAACAUUCUGCUUAUUUAUAACAAGGAAAAUUUUAGGUCCCAAUCCUUUGUUCUUCAUUGUUUUCAUUCCUGUUACAAGGUUCCUGUUGCAACAAAGUAAUCUGCAAAGUCCCUGGGACCUCUUACUAACGAGGCUCCAUUGCAUCUAUAUGACCUUGCCCACACCUAGCCCAAUGGAACACUCCUUGAACAAAAUUGGCAUGUCCAAGUCCAAUUGGCAUGGCUCAAGGCUACAAAUGGAAACAUAACAGGCUCCAUGGCUAGUAUCUGCAGUCACUUCUCACAGAUGCCUGUAUAUGUACAAAUAGGUCACUUGGGAGACAUUUUGU